Glycine soja is the source of this 645-nucleotide messenger RNA. Its product is annotated as myb family transcription factor PHL7-like. Lineage: Eukaryota; Viridiplantae; Streptophyta; Magnoliopsida; Fabales; Fabaceae. The transcript has 6 exons. Gene Ontology annotation, molecular function: DNA-binding transcription factor activity; DNA binding. The coding region runs from base 1 to 645 and encodes 214 amino acids. The record is from RefSeq and is a predicted model, not a curated record.
AUGGGUUCCAAACAACGCUCUUGUGGCUCGGCCACUGCCAGAGAACGCCUACGCUGGACACAAGAACUCCAUGAUCGUUUUGUGGAGGCUGUAAAUAGACUUGGGGGCCCUGAUAGUAAGGCAACACCAAAAGGUACACUGAUAGGGAUGAAGGCUAUGGGUGUUCCAGAAUUAAAAAUUUAUCACGUCAAAAGCCAUUUGCAGAAAUACAGGAUCUCCAAAUUGAUUCUAGAGUCCCCCACAAGAGGAAAGCUUGAGAAGAGAAGCAUAUCAGAUAUACUGCCAAAUUUUAGUUCUAUAACUGUUCUUCAUCCAAAGGAAGUCCUUCAAAUGCAGACAGAAAUGCAAAAUCGCUUGAGUGAUAAAAACAGAGAGCUCUUUUCUCUGCUGCGCGCAUCAAUGGCUGAUGAAGCCACAUACCCUUAUACUCUGCAAGAUGCACAAAAUGCAUUGAAUCCCCUAUACAUCCACCCAAACGAGAGCCCAUCCACCGUCCUUGUUUCACCACCGCUCUCAGACGGGAAUUAUCAUAGUUGGUCUCGUGCGAUGAAGAUGAGCCUGUUGACAAAGAACAAGCUAGGAUUUGUUGACAGCACGAUUGUAGAACCACCUAAGAAUCAUGCCGUUUUACCUUUCUGGGAAUGA